GUCGGUGGGGUUGGUGCGAUGCAGACCUCUGGUAGACAAUCAGUCACCACACAACCCCGCUGCCGAAGACCUCAACGCUGGUCGUCACCGUGUUCGUGCGUAAAACCCGUAUACAUUUAUCUCGUGGUUAUUAUUUUAAUUACAGAUGGUAUUAUCGUGACCGUGUUAAAAAAUUAUACUGCCGUCCUCUUGUUUAUAAAAGUAUCGACGUUGUGUCACGUGUGUGUGAUCGGGUUACUAUUAAUUCCAAAUCGUUUCCACGGCCACGAUAUGGACGGUCCUCGUUGGCCCGUGACGAUGACCUCUACCAAGAAGACCAUGUCCCGGUCAUUUCUGAUUGAUACGCUCAUAGGCAGCGUCAAACGUCCCUCUACCACCGCCGCCGUGGCUGCUGCUGCCGCUGCAGCCACCGUAUCCGCGGCCUCCGUACCUUAUCACCCACAACUCAACGAGUACAUUCAGUUCUUGAACAGGACUGCAGCGGCAGCCGCCGUCUACGGAUACCAAUCGUCGACGCCUGUUGCAUUUCCAUCGGCUACUAAUCCACGGUUUUUCGGUUAUCCGGUCGGUGGCAGUAGCAGUGGAGGUGGCGGUGGUGCAUUCGGCAAAGACCACCAACAGCAGCACCACAAUCACCAACACCACCACCACCAAAAGCAAGAGGUCGUAAAACCCGUUCCCGUUGUAGCCACCAACACGAGCCAAAGGAAUAAACCACAUCAUGCCAAAACUACGGCGAAAAAGAGAACUGUAAAUGAAAUGAUGGCUUACGAUCCGGAUUGUGCUGUGCCAGAAGACCCACUACGAGAAAAUGGUGAGAGCGACACAGAUUCCGGUAGUUCGAAAAGGAUCCGGACCGCUUUUACCAGUAACCAGCUAUUGGAGUUAGAACGAGAAUUCUCCAGCAACAUGUAUUUGUCGCGAUUGAGGCGCAUAGAGAUCGCCAACUGUCUGCGGUUGUCUGAGAAGCAGGUGAAAAUUUGGUUCCAAAACAGACGGGUUAAGCACAAGAAAGAAGACGGACCCACAUCAUCGACCAAACCAGGUACACCAUGCUGCAACUGUCCGAAAUCGUGUCAUCAGUCGUCCACGGCGGUCGGAAGUACGUCCGGCUGUCGACAAAUUGAUAUCGAGGGCGGCGAUGGUGAUGAACGUUGUGGUCAGUUUGACUAGGCGUGAGUGUAGGCGAACAAGCUAUAUUAUAAUGUAAUUUAUAGUUCGUCCUUGACAAGUACAAACAUUAUCUUAAGAGCAAUGGCUGUGAUGAAGAGUGGAGGUCGAAUGACAUCGAUCAAACACUGUAACACGAAUUUCUUUUUAAACCGUUCGCGGUUGUCGCGAAUUAACUAAGUCAUUCAAAAUGUAACGAAUUUAAUUAGUUGGUGAAAUAAUAACAGAAUUUUCAGUAUACUGCGCGUCGUCCUAAACUAGUAAUCGUCGAGAACGGCGUUGACGGGGUUUUAAUUAAAUAAGACGAAACUGAUACGUGUGGUUUGAACAAAAUAUAUUAUUAUAUAGUUUAAUAAAUAUUAUGUUUAUUAAA
This is a messenger RNA of Acyrthosiphon pisum (pea aphid), 1543 nucleotides long. RefSeq names its product homeobox protein lin-39. The transcript is spliced from 2 exons. Bases 19 to 1173 code for a protein of 384 amino acids. NCBI's taxonomy places the organism in Eukaryota, Metazoa, Arthropoda, Insecta, Hemiptera, Aphididae. Gene Ontology annotation, molecular function: DNA-binding transcription factor activity, RNA polymerase II-specific; RNA polymerase II cis-regulatory region sequence-specific DNA binding. The record is from RefSeq and is a predicted model, not a curated record. Gene Ontology annotation, cellular component: nucleus. Gene Ontology annotation, biological process: regulation of transcription by RNA polymerase II.